UUGGCGGAAGGCGGGAAGCGAGACAUUCCGCUGAAAGCCGAGGUGCUAAACUCUCGUGUAAGCUUCAACUGCUUGGAUAACCUUAGGUACCCAUGACGUUGGCCGUCUUUUUCUUCUUGUAACUUAAUCCAAAUUUGUGCUACGUUCAACUUAAUAUCUUAAAUCUUCAAAUUGUUCAACUAAGUAAGGUGCCUACCUAAGGUAUCUUAAAUAUCAAAAUGAUAGCAAUGCUUGGAUCUACAGCUAGAGGCUCAUGCUUUCGGGCUGGGACCCAAGCAUUAAGAGCGCAGCGCCACUUCUCGGUACAGACAGCCCGUCGGCAAGAAAUUCGAGACGCAUAUAUUCUAAGUGCCUCUAGGACGCCUACCGCAAAGUUUAACGGCUCAUUCCUUACUGUCUCUGCGCCACAGCUCGGGGCAGUUGCUAUUAAGUCAGCCCUCGAAAAAUCCAAGGUGCCUGUCGAGAAGAUCACAGAUGUUUAUAUGGGAAAUGUAUUACAAGCUUCUAUCGGCCAAGCACCUGCUAGGCAGGCCGUUAUCUUCGCCGGCCUUCCGAAAUCUGUCGAAGCCGUCACUAUUAACAAAGUUUGCGCUUCGGGAUUAAAGGCCGUAGUUUUUGCGGCUCAAAACAUUCAACUUGGUCUAAGCGAGGCGCAAAUAGCCGGUGGCAUGGAAAACAUGUCACAAGUGCCAUAUUACGUCCCUCGCGCGAGCUCUUUGCCACCGUUUGGCCAUGUCAAGAUGGAAGACGGUCUAAUCAAGGACGGCUUGACGGAUGUAUACGACCAGUUUCACAUGGGCAUAUGCGCCGAGACAACUGCUAAAAAGUACGAUAUCUCCCGCGAGGCACAAGAUCAAUAUGCUAUCCAAUCGUACGAAAGGUCUCAAGCUGCGUGGGAAAAUAAAGCUUUUGCGGACGAGAUUGCCCCUGUGAUCGUAAAGGGCCGGAAAGGUGAUACCAUAAUCGACACUGAUGAAGGAUAUCUGGACAUCAAGUUAGACAAGGUUCAUACGCUAAAGCCGGCUUUCAUUCGCGAUGGCACAGGCACUGUCACCGCAGCAAAUUCAUCUACGCUGAAUGAUGGUGCUAGUGCCUUGGUGCUGGGAAGCAAAGAUAUUGCUAAGGAGUUUGGAGCCGGCUCGAGAGUUCUGGCGAGGAUAUGCGGCUCCGCUGACGCUGCGGUCGAUCCCGUGGAUUUCCCCGUUGCGCCAGCCAAAGCCGUGCCUAUCGCCUUGGAACGCGCGGGUAUCACAAAAGACCAAGUUGCUGUCUGGGAAUUUAACGAGGCCUUCGCUGCGGUUAUCAAGGCCAACGAGAAGAUUCUCGGUUUAGAGAAAGCUAGAGUUAAUCCCUUAGGUGGUGCAAUUUCUCUAGGUCAUGCACUAGGUAGUUCAGGAUCCCGAAUCCUCACAACGUUAUUGCACCAACUUAAGCCAGGCGAAUACGGUGUUGCAGCUAUUUGCAACGGAGGUGGUGCAGCCACCGCUAUUGUUGUUCAAAGGAUCGAGUCUGUAUAAUUGUGCUAGUUUCCGGGCAGGAAAAUAUACCCAUCAUUUUGUAUAAAGAUUCAAUUUAUGAAUUGUCACAUGCAUUACCUUAGGUAGGUAGUUGCACCUGGCGAUCUUACAUAGUACAAGUACGCAACUUGUAAGUGACAUUUUAGCACCUAGGACGGAUACGACACCCUUACUUCGGACGUGUACCUUGUUACUUGACCCCGCGUUCGCCGUGUAAGAUGAUGUCACAAAUGACCUCGAAGCUUUAGAAGACGCGGGUCUUAUAGGCCCCUUGAAGAUUUGAUUGGUUGUUAACGCAUUGAGCGCGUUCUGUACA
Daldinia caldariorum is the source of this 1833-nucleotide messenger RNA. Its product is annotated as thiolase. The record is from RefSeq and is a predicted model, not a curated record. Gene Ontology annotation, biological process: fatty acid beta-oxidation. Lineage: Eukaryota; Fungi; Ascomycota; Sordariomycetes; Xylariales; Hypoxylaceae. The coding region runs from base 219 to 1517 and encodes 432 amino acids. The transcript is spliced from 3 exons. Gene Ontology annotation, molecular function: acetyl-CoA C-acetyltransferase activity.